Ornithodoros turicata is the source of this 2070-nucleotide messenger RNA. RefSeq names its product organic cation transporter protein-like. Lineage: Eukaryota; Metazoa; Arthropoda; Arachnida; Ixodida; Argasidae. Gene Ontology annotation, cellular component: membrane. The coding region runs from base 228 to 1805 and encodes 525 amino acids. Gene Ontology annotation, molecular function: transmembrane transporter activity. The transcript has 10 exons. Gene Ontology annotation, biological process: transmembrane transport. The record is from RefSeq and is a predicted model, not a curated record.
UCCUGUCCCUACGCAGCUUUGCUCACGCUGCAGUUCUAUUCAGCAAAAGCAUCUUCCUCUCUUCUGACGCCCGGGACGAGUGCUGCAGACUGCGUGCCUCUAUCGCAUUGCAUGCACCUGACCAACAGCGCUAUAAAGUCCGGCUAUCUCUGUCGACGGCAGCACUUAAGUCGUGCCAAAGGAGUAUCAGUCGCCAGACCUCGCGCUGCAUCGCAACGCAAGUCAACAUGUCCGUACACAAGAGAGUAGACUUGACCGAUAUCAUUGGCAAAUAUGGCCCUUUUCAACGGACAACGUUCGUCUUCGCUGCAGCCAUCAGUAUAUUUGGUGCAUAUCAGACCUUCAUUCUGAUCGUGGUCGCGCCAGACAUGGACCAUUGGUGCGCAAGGACGGAGCCUUACAAGGAUAUGCCCGUUCAAAAGUGGAAGGCGAUGGCCGUCCCAGCGGUGACUGCGGACAGGUACAGUCGCUGUGAAAUGUGGGAUCUCGACAAGCGGGAUAAUAAGACUAGAACCAAAUGUGUGAGUUGGGAGUACGACAACGACUUCUACGGAAGCACUAUCGUGGAAAGGUGGAACCUCGUCUGCUCCGAUCAAUGGCUGGUGUCUCUCACGCAAUCGGUCUUUAUGGCCGGCUGCAUGACAUCUAUCAUCAUAUUUGGACAGCUCGCUGACAGGAUUGGUAGACGCACGGUGAUCUGCAUAGCCCUCACUAUCCUCCUGGUGGCUGGAUUUGCUGCAUUGCUUGCCAAAAGCUUUCUCAUGUUCGUCAUCAUUCGAUAUUUCAUAUCUUUUGGAGGAAGCGGUGUGGGAUCUACCUCAUUCAUCCUCAUGAUGGAAGUGAUCGGCCCAAGCCUUCGGUCACCUCUGGGUCUGGCAUACGAGUUUGGCUGGGCUAUAGGCUACCUUCUGCUCGCCAUCGUAGCGUACUUUGCCAGGGACUGGUUCUACAUCCACCUCGUAGCUGUGAUUGGACCGACCGUUCUCGGUGUUGCCUAUUGGAUAUUGCCAGAAUCGCCCCGUUGGUUACUAGCCAGUGGAAAAUUAGACAAGGCGAAGAACGUGAUUAUGCAAGCCGUAAAACGGAAUGCCCUUGACAACGUUGAAGCGGAGAAGAAGUUGGAGGAACUCCUGACCGAAUUCAAAAAGGGACCGCAAGAUGUGUGUGAAGGAAAAGCUACGUUUAUCGACCUCGUCAGGAAGCCUGUCUUGAGGAAGAGGACGCUUAUCCUCUGCGGUUGCUGGUACGUAGCGUCUUUCACCUACUUCGCCACUUCCCUGAGCACGAGCGACUUAGCCGGCGAUCCAUUCCUCAACUUCGCUGUUGCUGGGGCCGUGGAGUUUCCUGCCUACGCAUUCUCCAUUCUUGCUGUUCAGAAGACUGGUCGUAGGAAAAGUCAAUCAUUGUCCAUGAUCCUAGCUGGGGCCGCGUGCGGGCUCUCCAUUCCUUUCACAGGCGACUUGUCUUGGCUCAAGACGUCUUUUGCAAUGUUAGGAAAAUUUCUCAUCACAGCAAGUUUCGGGAUCCUGUACGUCUACACGGCAGAAAUCUAUCCCACUUUGGUCCGGAACGUCGGUGUCGGUACCUGCUCCAUCGUGUCCCUCACCGCCGCCAUCGUCGCACCCUUUUUGAGGGAACUGGGCACCGCAACCAACAAAAGUGUCCCCUACGGUCUCUGCUGUGCUCUCUGCAUUUUCAGCGGCCUUUCAGCACUGUACCUGCCAGAAACUACAGGGGUGCAGCUUACGGAUACACUUGAAGAAGGAGAGACUUUUCAAGUCGAGACAGCCGCAGCAGCUUCGUGAAGAGCAACCUCGAAUGUGUCAUCCAAUUCAGCUAACUUGUGGUUUAUGAGCGUGACAUCGUUUAUGGAUUUUCCAUGUGCCUUUGCCACAUUCCUGAUGGACACUGCUGGGUGUUUCACGGAAACCCACAGGUGAAUACUUAGGAAAGAGCUGAAGCUAUCGAAGCUUUCAUUUUGGUGAACAUCCUCCGGACAUCGGUUGUGAACUGACAUGUAACUGGCUUAUUCGCAUAAGCUCAUUAAUUAAAUCCUGUCUUUUAAAUUUU